GAGGCGGGCGCGCUGUAGAUUGCUCGUGGCGCGCAGAAGGACGGUCCACGUGUCUUCUCAGAGUUUUGCUCGCUCCUUCCCGACCUCGCUGUCCGGGCCAUCCCCUUGGCCCUCUGCGUGUCUGCCCAGUCCCGGCCUGCGCGGUUCCCCGCGCUCAGUGGGCCAACUUGGCGGAGCAACUUUGUCCGGGGAGCCGCGCUGGGGCGACGCGGUUCUGCGCAUGCGGAGCUCCAAAUUCAAACAGCUGUUUCCAGAGGCCGAGAGGGCGAGAGGGCGGGCAGGCUGCGGCGGGGGGCUAGGGGAGGCUUUCUGCCGGCGGCGGCCGCCCGGGAGCCAUGGUGGACCGGGGACCUCUGCUCACCUCGGCCAUCAUCUUCUACCUGUCCAUCGGGGCGGCGAUCUUCGAGGUGCUCGAGGAGCCGCACUGGAAGGAGGCCAAGAAAAACUACUACACAGAGAAGCUACAGCUGCUUAAGGAAUACCCGUGCCUUGGUCAGGAGGGCCUGGACAGGAUCCUGCAGGUAGUAUCUGAUGCUGCAGGACAAGGUGUGGCCAUCACAGGGAACCAGACCUUCAACAACUGGAAUUGGCCCAAUGCGGUCAUUUUUGCAGCCACAGUUAUCACCACCAUUGGCUAUGGCAACGUGGCCCCCAAGACCCCGGCCGGGCGUCUUUUCUGCAUCUUCUAUGGUCUCUUCGGGGUGCCGCUCUGCCUGACGUGGAUCAGUGCCCUGGGCAAGUUCUUCGGGGGACGCGCCAAGAGGCUGGGCCAGUUCCUCACCAAGAGAGGCGUGAGCCUGCGGAAGGCACAGAUCACUUGCACGGCCAUCUUCAUCGUGUGGGGCGUCCUGGUCCACCUGGUGAUCCCGCCCUUUGUUUUCAUGGUGACCGAGGAGUGGGACUACAUCGAGGGCCUCUACUACUCCUUUAUCACCAUCUCCACCAUUGGCUUCGGCGACUUUGUGGCUGGUGUGAACCCCAACGCCAACUACCAUGCCCUGUACCGCUACUUUGUGGAGCUCUGGAUCUAUCUGGGGCUGGCCUGGCUGUCCCUCUUUGUCAACUGGAAGGUGAGCAUGUUUGUGGAGGUCCACAAAGCCAUUAAGAAGCGGCGGCGGCGGCGGAAGGAGUCCUUUGAGAGCUCCCCACACUCCAAAAAGGCCCUGCAGAUGGCGGGGAGCACAGCCUCCAAAGACGUCAACAUCUUCAGCUUUCUGUCCAAAAAGGAGGAAACCUACAACGACCUCAUCAAGCAGAUUGGGAAGAAGGCCAUGAAGACGAGUGGGGGUGGGGACAGGGUCCCAGGGCCCAGACCAGGGCUGGGGCCUCAAGGGGGUGGGCUGCCGGCCCUCCCUGCCUCCCUGACUCCCCUGGUGGUCUACUCCAAGAGCCGGGUGCCCAGCCUGGAAGAGGUGUCACAGACACUUAGGACCAAAGGCCACAUGUCACGAUCCCCUGGUGAGGAGGCCAAGGCGGCGGCCCCUGCGGAUGGCUCCCCCACCCCCGAGGUGCUCAUCAGCCAGCUGGACCGUAUCAGCGAGGAGGGGGAGCCCUGGGACGCGCAGGACUACCACCCACUCAUCUUCCAGAACGCCAGCGUCACCUUUGUGAACAAGGAGGCCGGCCUCUCGGACGAGGAGACCUCCAAGUCCUCCCUGGAAGACAACCUGGCUGGGGAGGAGAGGCCCCAGGAGGGGGCCGAGGCCGAGGCACCCCUGAACCUGGGCGAGUUUCCCUCCUCGGACGAGUCCACCUUCACCAGCACCGAGUCCGAGCUCUCCGUGCCUUACGAACAGCUUAUGAACGAGUACAACAAGGCCAACAACCCCAGAGGCACGUGAGGUGGGGCCGGCUCCCCACCCCACCUUCGAUGGCUUCUUUCCCUCCUCACCCUGGGGUGUCCUAUGUUGGCUGGGACUCCUGGCCCCUGGUGGGGGGCAGCCCUGGAACUGGGAGUGGGGGGCCAGGGGCCUUCCUUACUUUCCAUCCCUUCCAGCUAGAUGCUCCCGAUCAAGCAUGGCACGGCCAGGCCCAGGCCUCUGUUCUCCCCGGCAGGGGUUGGCAUCUGUCCUGAGCCUGGCUGCUUCGUCGGAUGGUUCUGAGACACAUGGGCCGGCAGGAUGGAUCCUGGGGAGGACUGCACGGGUCCCCCAAGAUUCAGUUGAGAAUAUCACAUGGUUCUCUUGGGCUUGGUCAUAGAAGUUUCUGAGUAUUUCCUGAGCUCCUUCUGUGUGCCUAGAACUGAACUAGGCAUUUCUGAGAGGGUCGGAGGGAAGUAUAUAAGACUUGGGUCCUGUCUUUGCAAGCUCUGAAGUGUUUGGGGAGGUACUGCUAUAGUGGGGGAGCUGGUGCACACAUUUAAGCACCCUCCAAGUCCCCCUCAUCUGCCUGGUGGUCCAUUACUACAAACUUGAGUGGAGAAGAGGCUGACUAGAGUUGAGGAGGGGAGCCAGGCGACAGUGGGCAGGUGCUGAAACACUCCUGACCCAUGGGACCCAGAGCAAGCCCAGAAUGGGGGAGCCAGCAUGAGUCCCUCCUUGUUGAUUUACUCAGACUGAGCCCAGCCCAUAGCUCGCAGGGUCACUGCGCCCAGGGCCCAGCCUCUGUCCCAUCAGAGGCCAAGCAAUGGCAGAGGCAAGACUCUCUCCCCUCCCCAGGAAAUGGUGGGAUGAAGAAAAAGUAGCAGAGCACGGGCCACUGGUAGCCAGGCUGCUGGGAGUGAAAGUCACAACUGGCUAAUUCUACCCCCAACCCUCUAUUUCCCUGUGAAACUGCACCCCCACUGCCUGGCCCCAGGAGCUGGCCUGCCCCAUCCUGCACUCCCUGCCGGUCACCCCAUUUCCUGUGCCCAGAACAGGGACCUCAUGGCCAGCCUCCCCACCAGGCCACACUGCUCUUGGCUCAAAAACAAAGUGGCCAGAUCUGUGAAUCGAGCCCACCCCCCAGCCACUCUUGGUCAUUUUUGGGUGGCAUUUGUUUUUUAAGAAAGGAAAGGAUUUGGAAAGAGGGGGCAAAAGGUAAUGUGAAAGUGCACAUGGACUCUGGUGAGGGGCUGGCAGAACUCGCUGCUACCUAAGUUCUUGGGUUCUCUGUGACGUGUGCCCUCGGGCUGGUCCCACUGCCCUGAGUGUUCUGUUUUUUUAUUAUUAUUUUUUUUAAUAAACUGUUUUUAAUAUACCUGGCAUCUGUUGGCUGCGGAGCCAGUGGAGAGAAAAGGAGGUUAAAAGAGCAGGGGCCUGGGGCCUGGGCUGCCUGGUGUGCACACCCACCUCAGCCGAGGUCAUAAUGCAGAGGGGGCAGGGGGCAGGGGUGCUGGGCAGCAGGUGAGUGGAGGUGGGGGCAUCCGGUGCAGGCAACUGGAUGCUGGGCAGGAGGCAUCUCACUUCCCUCUGCCCUAACUCCCCUCUCCUCUCAGUCUCCUGCCCUACUCUGUACCCUCUACCCUCUGCUGUAGGACAAACGGGCCAGAGCCCCCCACCCCAUGUGAAGAGGGCGACGGGCAUGUGUGCCCACACCGCCAUUCAUCCUCUCAAAGGACAGUGUGUCUGUUGGGCCAGCCCAGGAGGGGGUGGGGAGGAGGGGCCUUGUAUCUUCCUGUGAAACGUGUUAACAAGGUAGUCUAAAGUUCCACAGCCCACCCGGCGGGGGUGGUGCUGGCUGUCCUGGAAUCACUGUACAUUCUGGCAUUGAUGUCAAGUGUAAUUUAUUUUAACAUUUUUUUUUUACAAUAAAACA
Molecule: messenger RNA, 3735 nt
Organism: Choloepus didactylus (southern two-toed sloth)
Lineage: Eukaryota; Metazoa; Chordata; Mammalia; Pilosa; Megalonychidae
Gene: KCNK5
Product: potassium two pore domain channel subfamily K member 5
Exons: 5
Coding region: 336-1841 (501 amino acids)
Biological process (GO): stabilization of membrane potential; potassium ion transmembrane transport
Cellular component (GO): membrane
Molecular function (GO): potassium ion leak channel activity
Source: RefSeq, a predicted model, not a curated record